This is a messenger RNA of Parasteatoda tepidariorum (common house spider), 3831 nucleotides long. RefSeq names its product BOS complex subunit NOMO3. NCBI's taxonomy places the organism in Eukaryota, Metazoa, Arthropoda, Arachnida, Araneae, Theridiidae. The record is from RefSeq and is a predicted model, not a curated record. Gene Ontology annotation, cellular component: endoplasmic reticulum membrane. Gene Ontology annotation, molecular function: carbohydrate binding.
AAUAACGAAUUUAUUGAGAUUUAAAUGCAAACAGCUUCAAAGGCACAGUAAUAAGCAUUCGGAAGCGAAAACAGGCCACUGUCUGUUCCGGCGUAUACAAAUAGUUACUAAGUUCUUCUCACGGGUUCAAAAUUUUAAAUUAAUAGUUAUUUCCAUGUUCCUUUUCCAAAAUUUCACAUAAAAUUCUAUUUAUAAUGUUAAAAGAACUGCUAAUAGUUUUAUUUAUUUCUCUGUGCCUUUCUCCCGCAAUAUUAUGCGAUGAUAUAUUUGGAUGUGGUGGCUUCGUUAAAUCGAAUUUUACUAUAAACUAUUCAAGAGUAGAAAUAAAAUUAUAUACGAAACACGGCAGUUUAAAAUAUCAUACAGAUUGUGCUCCUCACAAUGGCUACUAUUUAAUACCUUUGUAUGAUAAAGGAGACUAUGUUUUGAAAAUUGAGCCACCUCUUGGAUGGAGUUUUGAACCAAGUAGUGUUUCAUUGCAUGUUGAUGGCAAAUCUGACCCAUGUAGCCUAAAUCAAGAUAUAAACUUUAACUUCAAAGGGUUUACUGUCUCUGGACAAGUUCUCAGUAGAGAUGGAAAUACUGGUCCUGUAGGGAUUAAAUUGAAAUUAAAAGAUGUUAAUUCAAAGGUGAUAAAGGAAACAAUAAGUACAAAAGGAGGACAUUAUUCAUUUUCUGAAUUAUUUCCAGGCAAAUACAAAAUUGAAGGCAGUCAUGAGACCUGGCUUUUUGACCAAUCACUUGAAGAAAUUCAAGUUACUGAUGAUAACUAUAAAACAAGAAAUAAAAUUGUCAUAGCUGGUUAUGAUGUCAGUGGUUCUGUAUUCAGUGAUGGGCAACCCAUACAAGGAGUUCAUUUCUUAUUAUUUUCUCAGAAACCUCUUAAAUCACCCUCAGGCUGCAAUACAGAUAUGGUAAAAGGCUUCAGCCACACUUUAGACAUGUCAUACAUAUGUCACACCACUUCUUCCAAUAAUGGAAAAUUUGUGUUUCCUUCUUUACCUCCUGGUAGCUACAAGUUAGUUCCUUUUUACAAAGGAGAGCACAUUGAGUUUGAUGUGUCACCACCUAAACUAGAUUUUGUGAUCAAUGAAGGCAGCUUCCAUAUUCCUGAAAGUUUUCAAGUUCAAGGUUUCAGUGUUAGUGGUUGGAUUGGUACAAAGCCAAAAGGGAAAAGCUUGCAGAAUGUUUCUGUGUACAUAAAUGAUGAAAUUCAUGGAGUAUCUGAUGCAAAUGGAAUUUACCACUUAGAAAACAUGAGGGCUGGGACAUAUCAUUUGGAAAUGAAAAAAGAGUUGCUAGUUUUUGAAUCUAAAGAAAUGAAAAUAAAUCCUAAUACACCUAGGUUACCAGAUAUUUAUGUAAGUAAAUUCUAUGUAUGUGGCCAACUAAUUAUUGAAGAAUAUCCUGCUGGAUUAGAACGUAGUGAAAGAAGUUUAAUUCUGAAAUCACUGAAAGAUAAUGAAGAACUGAUAGUACAAAUUAAUGUAGACUUCACAUUCUGUUUGCAUGCAGCACCAGGAAAAUAUACUCUGGAACCCAAAAUAUCGGAAACUGAAGCAAGUUUUGGUUUAAAGUUUAUGCCUGUGAAACAAACUAUUGAAGUUAUUGAUGAACCAUUGUUGAACAUAAAGUUCAAGCAGUUUCGAGCCGAGGUGAAAGGAAAAGUGAACUGUAUAGAAAAAUGUUCCGAUAUAGUGCUUGAUUUGGCUCCCUUGUCUCAUGAUAGACCUCAUCUGAAAGCAAUUACUGAUGAUUUGGGUUAUUUUGAGUUCGAAAAGUGUUUGCCAGGUAAUUAUAUUCUUUCAUUAGUAAAAGAUGAAUGGUGCUUUCAGUCAAAAACAUUAAAAUUCACCAUUGUUGAUAAAGAUAUCCUAAACCUUGAACUCUACCAGACUGGUUUUCAGUCAACUAUUAUACUAACGCAUGCAUCAGCAUUUAAAGUGAAGUACCCUUCUGGUGAGUUUCAUGAUAUAGAACUUCAUAAAUCUAAAAAUGCAAUUUGCUUACCAGAAAAAGGAAUAUAUGAUUUCAUUCCAGUAGGAUGUCAUUUAUACAAAAAAGAUUCUUUUAAGUUUGAUACAAGCAAUCCUUUAGAGAUAAACCUAUCUCCAAUUAAACAUUUAGUCACAGGAAAUAUACUGACUGAAGCAAAUGUAACAGAUAUCAAAGUUCAUGUAAAGAAACAAAUGAAUGCUGCAGAGGAUAUCAUUUCACUGCAGGAACCAUUGGACUUAAAAGGGGAUUAUUAUAGAUACACAUUCUCUGUUUUUGCUCCUCCAAAUUCUGAUCUUGAAUUGAAAGCCUUGUCAAAACAGCUCUUGUUUCGUCCACCAAGCUUAGUUGUUAAAGUUGGAGAUGAUUGUUUGGAAAAUGCUGUUGAAAUAAUAGGAAAAAGGGGCCUAUUUUUGAAUGGAAGUGUAACUCCAGCUAUUGAAGGAGUGAAUAUAAAAGUAAUUUCAAAAUCAACAGAUAAUAUUUAUGCUGAAACCACAACAGACAAGGCUGGCGUGUUUAUUGUUGGACCAUUAGAAGAUGACAGUGAUUACGUAGUGCAAGCUGAAAUCGAAGGUUAUGUAUUUACCCCGCUUGACACAAUGGGACAUUUUGAGGCUUUCAAGCUUGCUGAAAUUGUAGUUCACGUGAAAAAUGAGGAUGGCUCACCUUUAGCCGGUGUUUUGCUUUCUCUAACGGGAGGAUCAGAUUAUCGUAAAAACAGUGUAACACAGAAAAAUGGAAAAUUGUCUUUUACUGGAUUGGGACCUGGUCAAUAUUUUCUGAGAUCAAUGCUGAAGGAAUUUAGUUUUAACCCUCCUUCCAAAAUGAUAGACAUCAAAGAGGGAGCACAAAUGAACAUUGAAAUCACGGGUAAACGAGUUGCUUAUAGUUUAUAUGGAGUUGUUACAUCACUUACGGGUGAAGCCGAAAUAGGAGUUGCAGUGGAAGCUGUAGGUGUUAAAGAAGGAGCUUGUAGUCAAUACCAAGAAGAGGCUCUCAGUGAAUCUGGAGGAGCAUUUCGCAUUCGAGGUCUCCAACCUGGAUGUGAGUAUAUGUUGCAUUUAAAGCCAGGAACUGAAGUUAAUCAGCAUAUUGAAAGAUCAACACCUAAAGAGCUUUUAGUAAAGGUUUCUGAUGGGGACAUAACUGGAGUGAGGUUGAUAGUCUUUCGUUACUAUGGCCAGUUGGAUGUAAGUGGAAAUGUUAUCACAAAUCAAGAAUAUUUAAGUACUUUAAAAGUUCGCUUAUAUAGAGAAGAUAUUCCUGAUCAAGUAGUGCAUUCGUUGACAUUAGGACAAAGUAACUUCUUUUAUUUGCCUGCAAUGCCAAUAGAUAACAAAGUGUAUACCUUACAGUUGGAAUCAUCAUUACCAAGCAAUUCUUAUUUCUUAGAGCAACCAUCUGUUACAUUUUGUGCCAAUACAACAUUUUAUCAUUUUACUAUGACAUUCCAACCAAGAGUUAAAUCAGUUGAACAAGAAGUAACUCAAGGCUCAUUUUUAGCGCUACCUUUUACAAUUAUAUGUCUCAUAUUAGCAUACAACUAUACGAAGCUCAUACCACUUUUCACAAACCUUUUUCUUUUACUUUCAUCUUUUUCCAAUCCAGGGAAAGCUCAAUCUUCUACAGAAACUUCAUCAGAUAGUUUAAAUUUAAGAAAGAAGACUAGACCAAAGAGGAUUCAAUAGAUUAGAAAAAAGACAUUAAAAUUUUGUUAAAUUUAUAUCAUAUGCACCAUGAAUCAGUAAAUUGCAUUGUGAUUUGCAAUGCAUUGCAAUUUUUUAAAAAAAAUGUCUUUAUGUCUUGAAUAAAAUAAACAAGUAAAUUUUAAAA